Patella vulgata (common limpet) is the source of this 6352-nucleotide messenger RNA. RefSeq lists its product as uncharacterized. The coding region runs from base 184 to 2424 and encodes 746 amino acids. The transcript has 5 exons. Lineage: Eukaryota; Metazoa; Mollusca; Gastropoda; Patellidae. The record is from RefSeq and is a predicted model, not a curated record.
GCCGCCAUUUUCCUUGUUUUGUCUCACAACUCGACAAGUGCUUGCUCGCUAGAUUUUGUGUUACUGGCUUUAUCAAUGCAUUAAUUAUCACAUUGUUUUGUUGUAAGUGAUGAUGAUGGUGUCUCAGUAUUGUUAGAUGUAUUAAAAUGAAUUAUGAUAGUCAAGAUAAGAGUAUAAACAGACAUGAUUCUAGAAGCACAUGUUGUUAAUGAGAAGAAAUUCUCUAAUUCUCCCAUGUUAGGGGAGGAUAUUUUUGAUAUGGAUGGGGUAGAGGUUCUGGAGGAGGCAACUAUUCCGGAAGAAGGUAUGGUAUCCAGUGGCAACAGCAACUCCCAGUCUAGUGUAACAGGUGGAUCUUUUUUAUGUGAUCCAUCUUCAUCAAUGUUCACAUAUCGUGGUGAUGUACUUGAUAUGGAUUCUGAUGACUGUAGCUUAAAAUCAUUACAAAAUGAUAUCAUUGCCAGAAGAAACAAAUCCUCAACUGCUCCCUUCAAUGGCAAUUUACCAAGACUUAAAAUAGAAAAAACAUCAAAGGAACCAUUUUUAAAAUAUUUUGGUCUCGUUCCUAAUUCUAAGGAAGUCUGUAUUAUCAAGGAACAUAAGGAUGUAACUGAUAUAGAUUGUGAGAUAAUCGCUGUGGAAGGUCUAGAUCAUAUUGACAAUGUGCAUAUGACAUCACCACGAACACCUCAUUCACUAAUGUCACAGCUGAGUCGCGAUCAUGAAGGUAGUUCACGUAAACGCUUGUUUUCUUUAUCUGGACCAAUUAGUGAUACAGAAAAUCAGAAUGAUGAUAUCCUUCCUAAAACCAGUUUUCAAGGAUCUCUUCUUGGGAUAGAUUUCUCGUCUUUUCUUGGUCAGCGAGUUCGGAAACAUGUGAAAGCGGACUCAUCAAUGCAUGUUAUUAAAAGUGUUGAAUCGUACUGCACUACAACAUGGAUUAAAAAUGAUUUUGUGGAAAAGCUGCGUUUUCGUCAAUCAGACUAUCCUGUGACUUUCAGGAAAAAGAAAAAGGGAAGCAACAGGCAUAGAAGAUGUCAUGAAUACAAGUUUAAUUCUAUGGAAAGACGUGAAUUCAUGAAAGUCGCUAGAACAGGACUCAAUAAGGAAGGUAGGCGGUUGAAGAGAAAGAUGAAAAAGCUUACCGUACGGGUAAAGCGCUUAUCUAAAGACGUUAUUGAAGAAUGGACGAAACCUAAGCCUAUCACCAUCUGGAUAGAUGAUGAUAUCAGCAUAGUUGAGGUAGAACCUCCACCCGGGAUUACUGCCUCUUUUUCAGGUCAGAACUUUCCCAACAGAUUCUACCCCUAUCGACCAGGCCCGGCUACUUACACUUAUAGAAAUGCAUUUCAGCCGAAGAGACUUUGUGAGCCGAGGCCUCAGUAUUUAGUGAAAAAAGUUGAUAAACAAUUAAAUGGUUUCAAAUCGCGAGAGGUUCUUUUCUACCCUUUGAACGAGGAUUCAAAUAAAACUCACUCAUUCCCUAAACAUGCUGUUCACCGAAGCAGAAAUCUUGGUCCAGCAAGUAGAAGAAAACAAAAUUUCUCCCAACUUCGAACCGAAAUGCAAGAUGACAGCAUUUCAAUAAGAAGUCUUUCUUCUGAUGAAGAUGACAAUAUUCUGGAUUCAAACCCAAUUGGUAAACCGAAACCCAAUGGAUCUUUAGACCAAAAGCUUGGUUUUCCAUUUAAUUAUGGAGUAAAUUCUCAUUCUCAUUCUUCGUCCAAUCAGUCUAGUAGUAGUCAGUUUAAAAAAUCUAGCAUUCAUAAUUCCUCUCCCGCGAAACAGUCUAUCCCGAAAGUAGCCACAUGUAUCAGUAGUACUAGUGCUGGACAAUCUCGGCCACAGCAGACUCCAAGCUCAACUCCUUCCCUUAAAGCUAAUAUAAUGAGAGCAGGAACAUCAGGUAACUUGGCUUACAGGCUUCAAAGCAACUUCAAGCCAGAGAGAAAACAAAGUUUUUCCCAAGGAGAUAGGAUUAAUUCUUCAAGUGCUUUAAAUCACAAUGUGAAGUCGCAAGAACUUUACAACUUGCUAGUGUCUAAUAAUAAACAACCCAUAAAUACCUGUACGAAACAACAGCAAGUCAUUGCAAAUAAUUCUACGAAAAGACCUAACUCUGGAUCGUCAAGUCCUUUAACUAUUGCGUCGGUGUACAGUUUAAGUGGUAAGGAUAAUGAAACACCUUUAGCGCGUGUGAAUAUCGAAAUUGGACAGAUUGGUUCUUUGACUGGAGGAUCUAACGAUUCUCCUUUGGUGUUUCCAACUGGAAUUAAAGCAAAUCAGUUUGUAACGAACUCCAUACCGAUUCCACCAUUGCCUCCGAUAAGCAAGACAAAGAUGGCUGAAUAUAUAGUGGAAAGAAACAUUGAUAGUGACACAAAUGAGGUUGUGGAAAUAAUUUGCAUAGAGGAUGAUAGUUAAUUCAUGAUUAUUGCUGUGUCUGAUUUCAAAGACAAUGUCAUGAUCUUAUCACUGUUAAUAUCUUUUAUUCAAUUCUAUGAAUUGUAAAGCUGUGUCAAUAUGUAAAGUGGGAAAUGGUAAUGAGAAUGCUGAAUUUUUAUUAACGACACAAACUAAUCCAUGUAAUUGUACUUAAAACUUGAAUGGUACAACAGCAGACUCUCUUAACUUCUAGUGAUAUUCUUCUGUGUGGUCUAAAAAUCCUUCAUUCAUGUUGAUUAUUCGCAGACUCAAAAGCCAAACAAUGUACAUGAAGUAUCUUGCAGGACACUGUGGGUUAGUCAAACUUAAUCAGCUCAGUCACAUUACAUAUCAAUUAGAAGCGAUUGAUUUCAUUGGCCCACUAAAGCGGUGGACACACUAGCCGAAUCAAUCGGCGUCGAAAUUCGCCUAGUUUGUCCACUGUCAUUCAGCCGAAUGAUUUGCCCGAAUCAAACAGGUUUGAUAUAUUCGGCCGAAUAUUUAUUCGGGCGAAUUAUAUUCGCCUGGUGUGUCCGCUUCGCCGAAGCAUUCAGUCGAAUAUAGAAUUCAUUAGCCAAUCACCACUCAUAUCGAGAAGUCACGUGAUAGAUUGAAGACAUAGACGCGGCCAUGUUUAAUCAUGUGAUGUGAAAGGUGAUGCAAUCGGCAGGUUGAAUCGGGCGAAGCAUUCGGCUAGUGUGUCCACCCAAUCGGCCGAAUAAAAUUCGGCGCCGAUUAAUUCGGCCGAAUGAUUCGGCUAAUGUGUCCACUGCUUUAGUGGUUUAUCUACUAAUCAAAAUAGUCAAUACAUCCUUUGCUGCUUUUAUUUCAUUCUUCUUUUCCUGAUACAUCCAUGACUAUUCAUUAAUAUAAUCCUUAAGUGGAAUUUAGCGAUUGGGAAACACAUUAAAGAUACAUUAUGUAAGAUUUAGAUAAAGAGCUAGCCAUUCUUGCUAUAAUGGUUCACAAAUAGAUCAUGUAAAAUAAAUAAUUUGAAAAUUUCAUUCAAAUUACUCUAUUGCGAGCAAAGAUAUUAGCCUUUGAAGGUUUGACAAGAUGUACAUACAGCUCAAUAAUUUCAACCUCUGUACUGGUUGUUCGAAGCUAAGUCUCACUCCUCCAAUUUUAAAUUAAAUCAAAAUAUGGCUGAACCUUUCUAAUCUACCGGUUUCCUCCCACUGCAAAAGACCCCUGCGCAAGCGAAUUAUUGAAAUAAAAUUAAACCAUAUGUUAGUCCCGAAAUGACCUAGUCUGUGUUGAGUGUACGUUAAACCCCAUUUCUCUCUCUUUCUAAUCUAUAUAAUAUCGGAGAAAUGUGAUGCCAUCGAGAGUUGAUUAUGGCCUGGAUCAGUUAAAGUCUAAUUAAUAAUUUAGAUAACAUUUCAGGUCUAAAGAAAGACCUCCUACAAUAGGCAGAUUUAGCUCUUGCAUAAUGUAUGUUUAAAAGAACACAAUUUGUAUGGGAAACAAUAACUGGUUUUAUUAUAUAAGCACAACUUUUCGACAAGUAUCCUCUUAUUGUGCUUGUUAACGAUAAGAGGAUACUUAUAUAAUAAAACCAGUUAUUCUUUCCCAUAAAAAUUUUGUUCUCGUAAUCAUUAAUAUAUUGCUGCUGCUUCUUAUGGAAAGAAACAUCCCUGGAUCCUUCUACUGUACCAUAACUAUGUGUAGGUUUAAACCAGAACAUUCAUGUCAAUGUUAAAGACUUUUACACUAUUAUUUUAUUAUAAAAAUUUUAAUUUUAUGUAGGUAUAUAAAUUUUCAUAAAUUCAGACAUUUGUCUAUUGUUGAAUAGAUUUUAGAACUUCAUAGAAAUUUCUGGAUUAAACCCCAGGAAGUCUGUCAGUGGUCACAUGACUGUUUAUGUUACCUUUUAUGUUGAUAUUCCCUUCUGUUGUUUUAAAUUAUGUUUUUGUCUUCAGUGCUACAGUAUUAAAUAAUUCAUUUUGUAAUAUAUUUUAAAUAUUUUGUACAUAAACCAGAUUAACUGUGUAUUGUUGUCAAUGGUUACGGUUGUUUUGUUGAAUCAUGCAAGAAUAUUUAAUUCGAAUAAUGUACUUUACCUGGAAUUACUAGUCUGCUCAAAGCUUGAACACCCUCUUACAUGGAAAUAGGCUCUUCCCAAAAGAAUUAUGUUACAUGUAUUACAGACUUCGGGUGAGUUUAUUUUCAUUUUAGGGAUUUGAAGUUAUAUUUCAGGUGUGACGAUAAUCUGUAAAUAAUUGUAUUACAAGUUAUUAAUGGUGCCAGUAAAAUUUAUUUUCGUAUGCAUGUAGAAUUACAAUUAAUAAUGAGUUUUGUAUGUCAGCAGUUACUUUAAUAUAUUUAGUAUUCGCCAGAGUUCUGACACAAUGUAUUGUGUCCUAUAUGCAGUGGCACAUUUCAGCUUCAUGUCUGUUUUGUGUCACACUGAUGAAGAUGACUUCAUUGACAUAUGUCAGAUAAGCCCAUGGAAAGUCACUUUACACUUUCCUUUUAUUUAGAGAGUUCAUUUUAUACGCACACUUAAAAAUAGGGUUGUAUAUUGCUGUCACCCCUGUUCAUCUGCCCACACCAUUUAUCAUCCAAUAAAAUUUUAAAUGUAUUUUUAUUUUUUUUAGAGAGUAUACAAAGAAGCCUUUUUUGAUAAUAACUUUCAGAUUUAUUGGCCUUGAUCUUGAGAGCGAUCUAAAGACAAAAUUUAUCAUAUGAUCUUCUGGGAAUUUAGCUUCUUCAGAGGAAUUUCACCAAUUUCAUUGCUUCCACAGUAAUGACCCUUGUUAACUUGCAGAAUCUUGUGAACACUCUAUCAAUAAAAGUUGUCAUCAGAUUGCUUGAAAUUCCUAUAUAUUGUUAAGGUUGUGAAGGGAAAAUCUUACUUUCAACAUUUUUCUUUAAAUUACUUCUAGUGUUGUUGUCCUUGCUCAUUUUGUAGAAUCUUGUGAAUGCUCUUGCAACAAAUGUUACUCCAUUUGCUUGAAAUUUAUAUACAUUGUUCAGAUUAGUGAAAUGAAGAAUCUUACUGCUCUUCUUCACUUUGUAGAAACUUUUGAAAGUUCUACUUUACGAUCUACUUUAAUUAUGUUCUUUGUUUGGAUGAAUAUCAAUUUUCUUGACAGUUUAUCUUACCAUAUCUUGGCUAUUUAGAUGAUGUACAUGUAUAUUAUAAAUUUUAAGUAGUAUGCAGUAUGCAUCUCUCUUACUAAAACCAUUUUCUCUAUGCAAAUCUCUGCUUUGAUGAUAGGAUUAUGAAAGAAAAAUUGCUACUUGUAUUUUAAAGGUCAACAAAAGCUCUCAGUAAUGUCAUGGAUAAAUAAGGCAUAUUUCAUUGUUAUUAAUCUGAAUCUGGAUUCCAUCAAGAUAAAGAAUUCAUCCUGUUUCCCCCAAAAAAAUUUCAAAUCGAAAUCCAAAAUUAUGAAUCAGCCAGUUGGUGUAGAUUCACUUGUAGAAUCCAUAAAAUUACCGGUAAUUUCUAUUUGGAUUUUAGAUAAUCAGACACGCCCUACAGUUUCUAAUUUAAAAGUUAUAACCUAAGAAUGUAAUAUUCCUACCACAGGGACUGGACAGUGGAUUGUAACACAGGUAUACUAGUGGAUUAUGUACAUCCUCAGGUUCAUUCUGACAAAAAUUGAUGUGUUUGAUCAAAAAGGGAUGUAGUCUGUGGAGCCACGCUCCAUCUUAUUGUGGUCGUUUAAAGCUAAUCGUAUACUAUGCUUUUUUCAUGUAGUAUUCAUUCAGUUUCACUAACCUGACAAUCAUAAAGAAUCAUAUUGGUCUAAUGAACUUCAUAAUUUAAAUCAAAAAGUGUAUGAAAAGGAACUGUUGUCAUGCAAUAUUAUAGUUUGUGAUGGGCUGAAAUACUGGAUCCAAGUUUCAUGAACUAAAAGAAAAAAUGAAUUUAGAAUGUAUAUAAUGUAAAUAAUGACAUUAAUAAAUGUAUUUCAAUUGA